Brassica rapa (field mustard) is the source of this 3621-nucleotide messenger RNA. RefSeq lists its product as uncharacterized. The record is from RefSeq and is a predicted model, not a curated record. Gene Ontology annotation, molecular function: RNA-DNA hybrid ribonuclease activity; nucleic acid binding. NCBI's taxonomy places the organism in Eukaryota, Viridiplantae, Streptophyta, Magnoliopsida, Brassicales, Brassicaceae.
AUGGAGGAAUUAAGCAGCUCAGGAGAUCGAUUCACGUGGGCUGGAAAGAGAUGGGAAAAAUGGAUCAGAUGCUGUUUAGAUAGAAGUUUUGGCAACAAAGCUUGGCUGGAAAUAUUUCCAGGAUCCAACCAAACCUUCAUGGAGAAACGAGGUUCCGAUCACAGGCCUGUUUGGUUGAAGCUGUGCGACUCUCAUGAGGACAGACGAGGUCUCUUCCGCUUUGAUAAGAGGUUCCUCCGACGACCUGACAUUGAGAAAGAAAUUAGUGAAGUUUGGUCUAAUCAACAUCAUGCUGCAGGGACCAACGUAGCUCAAAAGAUCAGGAACUGCAGAAGUAUUUUAAGCCGUUGGAAAAGGAAGGAAAACUUCAAUGCCAAAGAUAAAAUCAGGUCUCUCCAGCUUAGACUUGAAUGGUUCCAAUCCAAACCUUAUCCUUGCCGUUUUAUGGUUGAUCUGAUCACAAGGGAUCUCUUGCUAGCCUAUAAAGAAGAUGAGUUGUUUUGGAAGCAAAAGAGCAGGGACAAAUGGUUGGUUUUUGGCGACAGGAGCUCCAAGUUCUUCCAUGAUUCUGUCAAAACCAACAGAUCAAAGAACCAGCUUCUUAAGCUUAAAGAUAAGAACAACCAUGAUCAGUGGUCGGAUGGUGCCAAAGCGGAAGUUGCAGUGGAGUACUUUUCUGAGCUUUUCAAAUCUUCAAAUCCCACCUCUUAUGAACCGGCGUUUGAGAGCUUCCUACCAAGAGUGUCAGGGGAGAUGAACGAGCAACUAACGAGACAGAUCUCCAAAGACGAAGUGACCCUGGCCAUUUUCUCUAUAUGUGCAGACAGUGCACCGGGUCCUGACGGAAUGACCGCGACUUUCUUUCAAAAAUACUGGGGGAUUCUAGGAGAUCAAGUUACUUCAGAGAUACAGCAAGUCUUCUGUUCAGGGACCAUGCCUAGGGAAUGGAAUCUCACAUACCUUUGUCUCCUACCGAAGAUAUCAAAUCCCGACCUCAUGACUGACUUACGCCCAAUAAGUUUGUGUUCGGUUCUCUACAAAGCGGUGGCUAAGAUUUUAGUCAAGAGGUUUCAACCUCAUCUCCACUCCAUAGUCUCUGUUAACCAGUCAGCCUUCGUGAGAGAUAGAGUGAUCUCGGAUAAUAUUAUCAUAGCUCACGAAGCUGUCCAUGCUUUAAAAGGCCACCCACAGAUCUCAAAGGAGUUUAUGACUGUCAAAACUGACAUGUCAAAAGCCUAUGACAGAGUUGAGUGGAGUUAUUUGAGAAGUCUGUUGGCAGCUUUGGGGUUUGACAACAGAGUGGUGCAAUGGGUGAUGAUGUGUGUAACAACGGUAACAUAUUCGGUGCUCAUUAAUGACCACCCGUUUGGAUUGAUCACACCUCAGAGGGGUAUUAGACAGGGAGAUCCUCUUUCUCCAUUCUUGUUUGUGCUAUGCACCGAAGGUCUCACCCAUCUCCUUAAUGUGGUGGAAAGGAAUGGCUUGCUUGAUGGAAUGCAGUUUGCUAGCGAUGGCCCUUCUAUCCACCAUCUCCUCUUUGCAGAUGAUAGUCUAUUCAUGUGUAAGGCCUCACAUGAUCAAGCUACGGUCCUGAACAGAAUUCUGCAAUAUUACGGCAAGGCUACUGGUCAAACCAUUAAUCUGCAAAAGUCAUCCAUUUCCUUUGGGAAUAUGGUUGGAGAAGAGACCAGAGCGCAAGUCCGAGUCAUCAUGGGCAUUGUUAGUGAAGGAGGAACCAGUAAAUAUCUCGGUCUGCCGGAAUGUUUCUCAGGAUCAAAGGUAGAUAUGUUGUCAUUUAUUAAGGAUCGCUCACAAGCAAGGCUGGACAGCUGGUACCUCAGGCAAAUUUCUCCGGGAGGAAAAGAGAUUUUGUUAAAAUCAACGGUUGGAGGAAUGCCGGUUUUUGCAAUGUCUGUAUUUCGUUUGCCCAAAACGGUCACCGCCAAGAUAUCUAGCAUGAUGGCUAAUUACUGGUGGGGAGAUGAUUCAAACAAACGGAAAAUUCAUUGGAUUGCUUGGGACAAGUUAUGCUUACCUAAAGACCGAGGAGGCAUUGGCUUUAGAGACCUUGAAUGCUUCAAUCAGGCUCUGUUAGCGAAACAAGGAUGGAAGAUCUUAAAUGCACCUGAUUGUCUACUGUCAAGGUUCCUCAAAAGCAUAUACUUCAACAACGGUGAUUUCCUUUCAGCUACAUUGGGAUCUCGGCCCUCCUAUGCCUGGAGAAGCAUCUUAUUCGGUAGGGAGUUGUUGCAAGAAGGAAUUCGACACAGAGUUGGAAAUGGUUCAGCGACAAAGGUGUGGCUGGAUAAAUGGAUCGAGGAUCCUGUCGAAGGACUUAGAGCCCCAUGGAUUAAAAACUACUCGUUUGAUGUCAACCUGAGAGCAGCUGAUCUCAUUAACGUAGAAUCAAGAAGGUGGGAUGUGAACAAACUUGCAGAAAUUUUUGUUCCAGCGGACGUGGAGAUUAUCAUGAAAAAUCAGCCGGUUGUGAACAAGGAGGAUUUUGUAUCCUGGAGGUUCAAUAAAAGUGGACAGAUUUCAGUCAAAUCUGCUUACUGGUUAGCGACAGACAUGAAGAUGAGAAUGGCCCUCCCGCAAGCCUUUGCUCUCCCCUCCCUGAACGGCUUGAUAGAGAAAGCUUGGAAAGUUCAAACAUCACCUAAGCUGAGAAUUUUCAUCUGGAGAGCUUUAAGUGACGCUCUCCCGGUUUCAGAUCUUAUCAUUGGAAGAGGCAUGAAGAUUGAUGGGAGAUGCCAAACCUGUGGUGAUGAGGGUGAAUCAAUUAACCACUUAAUCUUUCUAUGCCCUUUUGCGAGACAGGUGUGGGUGUUGUCCCCUAUUCCUUAUCCAAGAGAGGGGUUCAGUACUUCUUCUGUCUUUGCAAACUUUGAAUUCCUCUUCAACAUACGUAAAUCUCGUAAUGUACAAAGCGAGGAAGGUAGAGUUUGGCCUUGGGUUGUCUGGAAUAUAUGGAAAAGAAGGAAUGGUUUUUUGUUUGAAAAUCGCUGUUAUAAUCCACUAGAAGUAUCAGCCAAAGCAGUCAGAGAUGCGGAGGAAUGGUUUGUGGCCCAGAGCAUUGAGAAGGAGUGGAAAGAAUUGGACAAGAUAACCCCACCAGUACCUGAACGUCGAUGGUUUCCGCCCAAACCAGGUUGGAAGAUGUGUAACGUUGGGUUUACUUUUGAUGGCAACAAAAAAAUUGCAGGUGGUGGGUGGGUUUUAAGAAACGAGAGGGGGGUGGUUUUACUCCACAGCAGAAGAUCUUUUGCAGGGAUCAAAACAAAGGAUGAAGCAAGAUUUGAGGUUCUGUUGUGGGCUGCAGAAAGUAUGAAAAGCCACAGACAGACUAAGGUCAUCAUGGCUGGUGAAUUUAGUGAGCUUUUUGGAGCAGUGCAGAGGCCAGAGGCGUGGCCAUCCUUUCUAUUUCAGGGCACGGAGAUACGAAGAGAACUUUUAGGUGUGGAGGAGUUUGAGUUAUCGGUGGUUAACAGAAGUGCAAACAGAGGAGCUUUUUUCAUUGCUCAAAGCGUUACAAAUUUGGGGCUUGCUAAUUCGUAUGUGGCUGCAGGGCAUCCUCCUUGGUUAUUUGAAUUUUUUGUCAAUGAAAGUCGACUCCUCUGA